Messenger RNA from Exophiala oligosperma, 7230 nucleotides. RefSeq lists its product as uncharacterized. The coding region runs from base 249 to 6566 and encodes 2105 amino acids. NCBI's taxonomy places the organism in Eukaryota, Fungi, Ascomycota, Eurotiomycetes, Chaetothyriales, Herpotrichiellaceae. The record is from RefSeq and is a predicted model, not a curated record. The transcript is spliced from 4 exons.
AGCGUCACCUGGAUUCGUUUCGUCUCGCCCUCACUGCAUCCAACCAACUUGCAGCAUUCUGUGACCUCCUGACUGUGUGUGAUCUAUUGCAUUUCUACCACAGUUGCACUUUUGCUAUCGCUUUGUAUAGAGGCUCUAUAUCGAGAGGCCUCAAUUCCAUCAUCCUAAUCUGGUAUUUGCGACCACAUUAACACCACGACAAAUGCUUUUCCACUUUAACCUGCCGCAAAAAUACGUCCACAUCCAAGAUGGCGGCUCUCGUGGCCGCGUCGCAAGCCGCAGAUGUCAGCGAGAACGCGUUUCGUCGACGAAGGACCCCGAAAUGGUCAAGGAUUGGAAUGGCUGAGCUACCUCGGUCGCACUGCUGCGAAAUGCGGGCAGUAAUGCCUCUUUAUCCAAUCGUAGCCGAUCGGCGCUACAGCCUGCACACCGCCAUCCUCGACAACAACAAGCCGUCUCAACGAAGUGUGACCUCGAACCAUGAGGUCUCCCAGAAAGUGACUGCGCUGGUCGCAGCCUUAAUACAGGAGUUAACAGACUCUCCUCGAGCCUAUGGGACAAAGCCACCGCCCUCUGCAGCCAAACCAUUACCUCCUUCACUGGUACCCGAACCACGUGCCCGAGCGAAAGAUCUUAACCCUUCCUUGGACUUGGGUACACCCUUGUGCCGGGACCCCAUAUCACGAGAUUCAGGGAUGGAUUUCAGUAUAGACUUCGGGACUCCGAGCGGUGUACAGACACGAGGCAAGAAGGCCGCGAAGAAAGCCGCGAAAGCAGCUGCACAGGCCAAAUGGUUUGAAUCGGACAACGAAGGCGAGGGAAACGCCGCUGGAAACGGUGGGGAUGGUGCCGGCGGCGAUGGUGGCAAUGGAGGGAGUGCUGGGGGUGAUGGUGGCGGGGACGAUAAUAACGGUGGCGGCGGGGAUGACGACUGGGAUCUUGGUGGCAGCAAAAAGAACAAGAAGAAGAACAAGAAGAAGCAAGAAGAGGAAGAGAAGAAAAGGCAAGAGGAGGAGGAGCAGAAACAAAAGGAAGAAGCAGAGGCUGCCAACACUGCUGACCCGCUGAGUUGGGCAGACGAGACAAACAAUGCUGCCGCUGACGAUGACUGGACUACAGGUUUUACAACCAAGAAAGAUAAAAAGAAGAAGAACAAGAAGGGUGCCGAGGAUCCUCCGGCCAGUUCUGCAUUUCAAGACAUUAGCCUGGAUGAUACCGCUCCUAAGUUGGAGUUCAGCUUCGGCUCUGAGGAAAAGAAGGACAGCGGUGGCUUUGGGGCGUGGGGAAAGACUUGGGACUUCGGGUCACUCGACAACGAUACCAAAAAGGCCGACGAGAAGUCAUCCAAGAAGGAAGCAGAGAAGAAGGACGCUUCUACCGAUUUUAGUGACAACAAUCCCUGGUCAUCUGGCGGGAACAAGUCCAAGAAGAAAACCUCCACAUUCAGUAACUUUGACUUUGGCGACCUAGACGGUGACAACAAUACAUUCAGCUUUGAUGGUGACGGAGGAGGCUCCAAGGCCACCGAUGAUGCUUGGGGGUUUGCGCCUGUGGGCAAAAAGGACAAGAAGAAAAAGGGUGCUGUGGAAGAGAAAAAAGAGGAACCGCUUGCCCCAGCCGAACCAGAGCCUAAAGAGGAGGACACAUGGGGCGGCUGGGGCACUUCUACGAAGAAGAAAGACAAAAAGAAGAAAGGAUGGCUGGAUGACGACCCUAUUGAGGAGCCAAAGCCAAUUGAACCCGAACCAGCUGCUGAAGACGAGUGGGCGUCCUUUUCUACUAAGAAGGACAAGAAAAAGAACAAGAAAGGUGUUGUCAUAGAAGAACCUGCGGUCGAGACAAAAGAACCCGUGCAAGACGUUGGCGGCAUGGACGAUGCCUUCGACUGGGGAUUAGGGACCGGCAAGAAGGACAAGAAAGGAAAGAAGGGCUUCAGCGCCCUAGACGACGAUCUCCUAGCUGCUCCCGAGCCUCCGGCAGCACCUGAACCGGCAGCCGAUGACGGUGACGAUUGGAUGGCCUCCGCUUGGGGUACCAAGAAGAAGGACAAGAAGUCAAAGAAAGGUGCGAUUGAAGACCUUUCUGCCUCAGUUGAUUUAGGAGCACCGGAUAACAAAGGGACCACUGCCGAUGCUCUGGCCGAGGAUGACACCUGGGCUGGUUUUGGAACAGCGAAAAGCAAAAAGGACAAAAAGAACAAGAAAGUAGUGCCCAUCGAAGAGGAGCCGGCUCCGGCACCUGAACCUGAGGCACCUGUCGAAACGGACGACUUCUGGGGCUCCUUUGGAAAGAAGGACAAGAAGGGCAAGAAAGGAAAGCUGGCCAGCCCAGAGCCAUCAAUCCCAGACCCCAUACUGGAGCCCGAACCCGAACCCGAGCCAGUCAAAGAAGUGCCCAGUAACGUUGCAGACAUAUCUUCCUGGGCUGGUCUAUCUGCCAAGGAACGUAAAAAGAAGGAGAAGGAGGCCAGGAAGAAGGGCCUGAUCAUUCCUGAGGAACCUCCGCCAGCUCCUCCCGAGCCGGAACCCGAGACCAAGGAGGAGGAGGACACUUGGGGUGGUUGGGGAACCUCGACCACCAAGAAGGAUAAGAAAGCCAAGAAAAAGGGAUUCUUUGAUUUUGAUGAUGAUCCAGCACCGGCCCCCGAACCUGAAGUCGAGCCCGAAGCCAAGGCUGAGCCAGAGGACACAUGGGGAACGGUGUCCGCUAAGGAUAAGAAGAAGUCGAAGAAGAAAGGUCUCCUUGAUGUGGUGGAAGAACCUCCGCCCCCGCCUCCAGAGCCCGAACCACCCGCCAAAGAAGAGCCCAUCUUAUCAGCGAAAGAGAAGAAAAAGAGGGAAAAGGAAGCCAAGAAGAAGGGGUUCCUCGAUUUUGACGACGAACCAGCCGCUCCAGAGCCUAUUCCCGAACCUGAACAAGCUGUGAACGAUGACGAUACUUGGGGCGGUUUCGGUCUUUCUGCAAAGGACAAAAAGAAGAAAGAAAAGGAGGCAAAGAAAAAAGCUGCGGCUGCUGCGCUCGAUCCCGAGCCUGAGAUCGUGGUUGAGCCCGAGCUAGCCGAAGAGAAUGCUGACGACACGUGGGGAACCUGGGGUACAACAAGCAAAGAUAAGAAGAGCGCCAAAGAUAGCAAGAAAAAGGGCAUUGUCGAGCUUGACGAGCCGAAGGAGCCCGAUAAACCUGCUGAGGACGACAUCUGGGGAUCUUGGGGCACGAAAGACAGGAAAAGUAGUAAAAAGUCCAAAACCAAAGAUGAGCCCCCUCCGCCUGUACCAAGCCCUCCCGCCCAAGGUCUCACUCCGGAGCCAGAUUCCAUUGGAAUGUUGGAUAACGAUGAUACCUGGGCAGCUUUGACGACUUCAAAGAGUAAGUCCUCCUCUAAGAAGAGCACGGCCCUGGAAAGGGAGAAACCUAAGGCUGCCGAGGAGAGCACCAAGGUCAGCAAAAGUAGCGUGUGGGGAUUUGGAACGACCACCGCUACAAAAUUGACCAAAAAGGAGAAAGAAGCGAAGGCCAAAAAGGAAGCCGAAGAGCAAGCCAGGAAAGAAGAAGAAGAGAGACUUGAACGCGAGGCUGAAGAGGCUGAAGCCGCGCGACUGGCUGAAGAAGAGGCUGCAGCUGCUGCAAAGAAAUCUAAGACAAAGUCUGGAAAACUGUCUAAGACCGAAACCAAAUCCAGCAAAAUCAAGGAAGCAGAUGAUCUUCUUGAUGUCCUUGAUGAGCCGACUUCUGGCACAAAAGCGGACAAAACCUCCAAGCUGAAGAAAACCACUUCCAGCAAAGAGGAAAAGGUCGACAGCAAGAAGACCGACGAUUACUUUGGGAUCUGGGGUAGUAGUGGGUCGACAUCCAAGAAGACAGCUGGCAAAAAGGAGGUCGACGCCAAAAAGGAAAUUGUCAAACAGGGGUGGUCCAAUGAGGACGACGCGCUAGCAGACCUCACGAACGAUCUCGACCUUGAUGUUGACCUUGACAAGCCAGUAAGCUCCUCUAAAACGACAAAGGCAAUGACCACUGGCAAGAACAAGUUGAAUUCUUCGGUAGCAGACCGCAUCAAAGCAUUAGAAGGCAAAAAAGAAGACAGCGGAAAGAAGUCGAAGGGAGACACGUCGCUGACUAAGGACCUUCCUACGCCUCCAGACGCGCCAUCGCCCAAAGAGGAAAAGAAGAUCAAGGACAAGGCAUCAUCCUCAAAGUCAAAGGUUGUCGAGGCAAAGUCUUCGUCCAGCAAGAAAGUCGACGCGUCUUCUGUCAAAGCAGAAAAGAAAUCAAAAGAUUCGGUACCUGGAAGUUUCCCUGGCGCGUUUGGCGACGACUUCGACGAUUUUCUCGGCACCGAUCCAUCCAUGCCGCCGUCACCUGAGAAAUCCAAAUCAAAGGCCAAAGUUGUCGACAAAAAGGUGACCAAGUCAUCUAAAACGGCAACUCCCAAGACGUCUGCUAGUAAAGAUGUUGACCUUCUCGACGAGGAACUUUCAAAGCUGCCAACACCACCGCACGAGGAGAAAAAGACGACUAAGAAGGAACGUCCCAAGGUUGAACGAUCCGCCACUUCGUCUUGGGGAUUCUGGGGUGCCGCACCGCCACCGAAGAAGUCGACCAAGGAGAAGUCUGAGAAAGAGGAUCUUGACAUAUCGCCGCCACCAAAGAAGGAAAAGUCUCCCACCGGAGUGGCACGGGCCAAAUCUACCCGAACGCCUAGAGAGAAGGAGCAAGAGGACAGGAAGGAUGCCGAGAAGCUUUCCAAGUCUUCUGGGUCCGACAAAGACACCAAGUCUAAGAAAACAGCGAGGCCGACGGCGAGUCGUGGUACAUCAUUCUCCAAUUUCAUGUUUGGUGGUCCUCCUCCGUCAGCUAUGCGGCCCACGGCCACUACCCGGAGAUCAAGCAGUGCUGCAAGUUCUCGACCCUCUUCAUCUCGACGACAAUCCGUGGAUGGUCUGAUGUCGCCUCCUCCAGAUGAUGAGCCUCGAAUCACAGACAAAGCUGCAAAGUUGAUGGGGAUGAAAGGCAGCAAACUUGAACGGCGUCAAUCGGUCAAGGGCAAGUCAGCUGUCCCCGAUCCGUAUCCGAUCGACGAUGACGAUAUGGUAAUGAUCCAUACUCGGGAUGAGGCCCCUCUAGUCAACGGCGGCAUCACCAAGGAGAAAUCGAAAUCCAAGGCAACGAAAUCUAAGAAAGAGGUAGGUGACUUUACCUCCUCGUCCAGACCAGGAGGGCCCCUUCGGCCAUCCUGGUCGCCAGACUUUGCCAAGGUGGUCGAAGCUGACGGACGGGUUUCCUACACACAGAUAAAGUCCCAUAAGAAGGACAUAUCUCACGAUGACGACGUCGUCAUGGUUGAUGCUAACGGUCAUGGAGACCCUUUGGUCACAAGUGGUCCAGAUGAUCUUGCCUUCGUUGACCAUCCACCGGCUCUAAAGAGGAGCAAUACUGCGCCACGAAAAUCGACCGGAUUCUUCAGCAGUUUCUUUGGAGGGGCAAAGAAUGUUGACUCAGAUCGCGAAAGACCCCGAAGUACAACACUUACCGAUGGCGAAGACCAGGGCUUGCCGAUCCGUACCAAGGACAGGUCCAAACGGAAAUCCCGUGCCGUCGACGAAGAGGGGCUCACCACUGAUGCUCCGGCUGAGACUGAUGCUGACGUUGAAGCUCGUCGCGCUGAACGAAAAGCAAAGCGGCAAGCUCGUGAUCAGGAAGAAGAAGCUGAAAGAGUCGAACGUGAGCAACGCCGUCGUGAACGAAGAGACCGUGACAAGGCAGAUCUUGAGGCCCGUCAGCGUAGGGCACGUGAGCGUGAGAAAAAGGAGCGCCAAGAAGAAGACCGGCGGCGGGAGGAGAGAAGGGCGCGAAGGGCAGAGAAGGAGGCACGGAUUCGCCAGGAAGAGGUUGAUAUAGAGGCAGACGCCGAACGACGACGUGAGGAACGGAGGCGGCUUCGAGCACAACUCGAAGCUGAGCAAGGGGGUGACCUCGAAAAGUCUAAGGAGGACCGACGAAAAUCCUACUACGCAGAAGAAGACGAAAGAAGGCUGCGCAGAGAAGGAAAGUCAAAAGACAAAAUACGUGAGAAAUCCAGCCGCAAGAAGUCUAGCGCCCUGGUCGAGGAGUACCAUGACAGUCGUAAUGGGAGCGGCAAGGGAAUUGCUCCGCCUGCCAAUAAGACGAGCUCGUGGGUGCACUCGCAGGCAGACGAACCUCCUGAUAUUCCGCUCGUUGAGGGUACAAUCUUGGAUCCUAGCGGAGAGAAGCCUCGCCCGGCCGAAGACGAACUCGAUCGGAAGCGUCGCAGUCGACACCAUGACAAGUACGCUGGUAUGACGGAUGCCGAGAUCGAGGAGUAUCGAGCGAAACGCAAGAGUCGCCGCCCGGAGGGCAAGAGUGCCAGUGGAGGCAGCGACGAAAAAGACAAGAAAGACCGACGAAGGCGGCGGGAUCGUGAUCCAGCGGCCGACGGCUACCCUGGUUAUGGGUACGACGACGCCCCGGUCAAGACGUGGGAUGGUCGACCGGCGCUCGCGAGGAACGACAGCAAGAGGAAAAGCUUCCUGGGCGGGUUAUUUUAAGCCCAGAGAACGCCCAGCAGAUGAAGGGACAAGAACGAUGUGAUCUGGGCAGGCCCGGAACGUGCCUUGAUCAACACUCAACGACGACGAAGUCUACAGCACCCACCCCCGAGGGCUCGACCAUACCAAAUUCGACAACCUUUGAAUUACCACUCUUUUUGGUUUGACGUAUUGUGUUGUCCAUCAUCUGCACACACGAAAGCGGCAACCCCGUUUUAUUUUGUUUAUUUGAUCAGCAUUUUCAGCGAGGCAAGCGAUGUUUUCAACCUUGGUUAUUUUGAUAUCCUCAUUCUAGCAUUCGUUUUGAAACAUCUCGAGACUGGGAGAAUGGGACCAAGUCCACGCGAGGAUUCUUAAUCUGUACCAACAAUGGAAGUGACGACGACGACAAGCAAGCAGAAUUUUGACGAGUGUGAAAGUUUUUUUCUUCUUUCGGGAAGGAUGACGGUGAUGAGCGAGAGCGUUUCUGGGGAUGUUGUUGCUUUGUUCCUUUUCUCUCUCGGAUAGAUACCCCCUUUUGUCCUCUUUUUUGUGUGUGUGUGUGUGCGUGUGUGUGUAUCUCUGUCCACUUUUGCCAUGGAUAGUAUACUUACUAUACCAUACGAUACCACACUACGUAUAGUAUAUAUGGCUUAUUAUAUCAUUCUUGAUAAUCACCUCCGGA